AUAUUAUUCUUUUAGAGAUGGGUGCUCAGUUCAUCAUGAUUAAGACUCCCCUACACAUUUCGCCAGGACAGUAUUGAAGUGAUGAUUGGUUUUGAUUCUUUUUCUCGUUUGUGGAUAUAUAAAUUACCACCUGUAAUCUUGAAAUAGAGGGAUUUUUUAGAAUGUGAAUAUCUUUCAAAGGCUAUACAGUGAGCACACCCCCGCGCUGUUUUCCUUUGACAGGAUACCAGGAUUUUCGGUUUACUUGAAAGCACAAAAAAAACUGUCGGAGUCCGGACAGCAGCUGUAACGCCGAGGCGCCUGGUGUCCGAAACAGCCCUUCAGCUCGGGGCGUCUGCAACAUCACCUCGCUGGAAUUCACCAACUUUACGAAUCAUUAGCAGUCUGCUGGUGGUGUUUUGCAGGGGUGGAACUCCUGGAGGGGCGCGGAGGGGCAGGAGAGGGAGUGGGAGAAGGAAUGGAGCUGGCCCACGGCCUGUUACUGAACGAAGAAGCCUGCAGCCAGCUCAGCAAGCAACAGAAGGCAGAGUUUGUGUUCGAAUGGCUACGAUUCCUCAAGAAACUUUUAGUUGCGGCGGACAGGGCCGAUGUGAAGGAGAAGCAGAAGAAGCUGGUGGAGCAGCUGCUGGCGGUGCUGAACAGCUCCCCAGGGCCCCCCACCCGCUGGCUUUUAGCCCAUGACCUGGCCCUGCUCUACAGCGUGGGCGACACCUUCUCCGCACACCACACCGUGGACAAGUGCAACGAUAUCAUCCGCAGCAAAGACGACUCGCCCAGCUGCCUGCCCACCAGGCUGGCUGCAGUGGCCUGUCUGGGUGCUUUGUACGAACAGCUGGGCCGGCUGCUGGGGAACACCUUCACCGACACCGUGGGGAACCUGCUUAAGGCAAUGAAGAGUGCAGAGUCUCGGGGCCGCUAUGAGAUCAUGCUGAGCCUGGAGAAGAUUCUGCGUGGCCUGGGAGUGAGCGCGGUGCCCUGCCACAGGGAGAUCUACAAGGCGGCUCGCGUCUGCCUGACUGACCGCUCCAUGGCUGUACGCUGUGCGGCCGCCAAGUGCCUCCUGGAGCUCCAAAACGAAGCCAUUUUCCUUCGAACCUCAGAGCUGGAGAACGUGGUCACCUUGUGCUUCAAGGCCUUUGAAGGCUCCAACUAUGAUGUGCGGAUGGCUGUUUCAAAGCUCCUGGGCACCAUUCUCGCAGCAGCUGUAAUGCCUAAACAAGCCACAGCAGCGCCCAGGCAGAGUCUGAAGAAGACCUCCCUGGAGGAGGUGAUGGACCUCCUGGCCUCGGGGUUUCUGCGUGGGGGCACGGGGUUCCUGCGGGCUGGCGGGGACAUGCUGAAGGGCACCAGCUCGGUCAGCAGGGACGUCAGAGUGGGCAUCACUCAGGCCUGUGUCGUGUUCGUCUCCUGUCUGGGUGGCCCCUGGCUGGAGAGGAACUUCUCGGCCCUGCUGGGGCUCGUCUUGGAGCUGGUGUCCCACCCCAAGGCCACGCAGACUCCGGCAGACGCCAUCUUCUGCCGCCGAUGCAUCUCCUUCGUCCUGCGUGCCACAGUGGGGGGGCUGCUGGGGGAGAAGGCCCAGAUCGCGGCCGCCAAGGAGAUCUGCCAGGCGGUGGGCCGACAGAAGAGAGCUGUAGAUGCCGCCAUGAGCGAGAGCAAUGUGGAGACGAGGGUGGGAACGUUGGAUGUCUCGGCCAGCCAGCAUGUGCUGGUCUGCGCCCUGCUGGAGCUGGGCAGUCUGGUUCAGGGUCUGGCCUCCACUGCCACCCCUCUGCUGCAGGACGCCAGCACAGGGGUCCUGGACACGGUGGUGUCCGUGCUGCUCCACCCCAGCGCGUCGGCGCGGCUGGCCGCCGCGUGGUGCCUGCGCUGUGCGGCCGUGGCGCUGCCCUCCCAUCUGCCCUCUGUCUUCUGGGAUUUUCAGGUAGUAAUUGGCUUGGCAGAGGACUUGCUUCGAUCUGCCGUCCAGAACAGCCGCAUCUCUGUCCAGCGCACUCAAGCUGGCUGGCUCCUGCUGUCAGCAUUAAUGACAUUAGGGCCCGCUGUCGUCGAGUGCCAUGUUCCCAGGAUCCUGCUGCUGUGGAGGUGUGCUUUCCCUCUGUCCGUCAAGGAUCUGGACACGGAGCGUAGCCGUGGAGACUCUUUCACCUGGCAGGUGACCCUGGAGGGCCGGGCAGGAGCCCUGUGUGCGAUGAAGAACUUUGUCGUGCACUGUGGAGAUCUCCUCAAUGAUGAUGUCAUUGGCCGGCUGCUGCCGCCCCUGACCUGUGCCGUAGCUUUAUUAACGCAGUUGCCUUCGCUUCUCAAAGUAUAUGGGAAUCCAAUGAAAAAUAUAUCAAUGGUCUUUAGACAGAGACUGUAUGAGAUCCUUGCUUUUCUGCCUCCCAAGACCUAUGAAGAGAGUUUCAGAGCCGUGCUCAGACAGCUGGUCAGUGACUUGACUGGACCUGAGAGCCCUGUGUGUGCUGGCCCGGUUCUGCUGCCGCCUCUCUGCCAUGCGGACGAUGUGUUUCUCCUUGGCCCAGCGCUGCAGGACACCGACCACCACUUCAUCGAGGAGCAGCUGCACCAGGGCGGCGGCGCUGGGGGAGGGAGCCUGGAGCACGACGUCUUCGUCAUCAGCGAGAAGGGGUGGAGGGUCCCCGCCCCCCUGCCUCCCGCGCUGGCCGUCGUCGUGGCGGCAGCGCGGCUCUUCGGGGUCGUCUUCCCGCAGCUGGCGGCCGCGCAGAGAGCCCAGAUUCUGGAGCAGUUUUUGGAGAGCCUAAAACAACUCAAAGGAGCCCGCCAGCAGGCAGCCCAGAUCCACACAGUCUCCGCGUUCUGCUGUGCCUUGAAGCGCCUGGGAACGUGCCGCGGGGGGCUGGGCUCGGAGGAGCUGCGGAAGCCGGCUCUGGCUCUGCUGAUGGGCGCUCUGGAAAGCGCCAACGCCCAGCUGAGGUGCGCGGCGGCCGAGGGGCUGUCUCGGCUGGCGCAGGCGGCGAACGACGCGGCCUUCACCGCGGGCGUGACCCAGAUCAGCUUUGACAAGCUGAAAUCCGCCAGGGACGUGAUAUCGCGGACAGGACACUCCCUGCUCCUGGGGUCCCUGUACCGCUAUUUAGGAGGUAUCAGCUCCAGCCAGCAUCUGGGUGCCUGUGUGGGAAUCCUAUACACCCUCUCUCAGGACAGCACCUCACCUGAGGUUCAGGCGUGGGCGCUGCACUCCCUGUCUCUGGUGAUAGACCUCGCUGGGCCACUGUACCACGCACACAUAGAGCCCACCUUCACUCUGGUCCUGAGGCUGCUGCUGUCUGUGCCUCCCGCACACGUGGAGGUGCAUCAGAGCCUGGGCCGCUGCUUAAACGUCCUCAUCACCUCCCUUGGACCCGAGCUGCAAGGUAGCAGCUCCGCGGUCUCGGCCCUCAGGACGUCCUGUCUGGUUGGCUGUGCGGUGAUGCAGGACAAUCCUGACUGUCUGGUCCAGGCUCAGGCCAUCUCCUGCCUGCAACAGCUCCACAUGUUUGCCCCCCGGCACGUCAACCUCACCAGCCUUGUCCCCAGCCUCUGCGUGAACCUGUGCAGUUCCUAUCUGUCCCUGCGGAGGGCAGUGCUGGCCUGCCUGAGGCAGCUGGCCCAGAGGGAGGCGGCCGAGGUGUCGGAGCACGCCGUGGCCCUGGUCAGAGACCUGCCGCGCCGCGACAGCACCGCGCUGGAUAUCAUGAUCAAAGAAACUGGCCUGGAGGGGGCGCUGUUUAGUCUCCUGGACAGGGAGCACGAUCAGCGGCUGUGCCAGGACAUCAAGGAGACGCUGGGUCACAUGCUGUCCUCCAUCACUGCGGGGAAGCUGGCGCAUUGGCUCAAGCUGUGCAAGGACGUGCUUUCAGCCUCCGCCGAUUUCGCCACUGCUGCCCCGGUGGAGACGACUCAAGAGGAGGAGGAGGGAGACCGCGCGGAGGACACCUCCGUCUUCACCUGCAGGCCCGAGCCCAGCUGCCCCUUCACCAACCCGCGCUGGUCCACGCGCGUCUUCGCCGCGGAGUGCGUGUGCCGCGUCAUUGCGCAGUGCCAGAGCGGCGACGAGGCGCACUGCAACAUGGCUCUGGCGCAGGAGAGGAGACUACAAGACCCUGCUGCGGACUUCCUGGUGCUGCACCUGGCGGACCUGAUCCGCAUGGCCUUCAUGGCAGCCACAGACCACAGCGACCAGCUGCGACUCUCUGGCUUACAGACCCUCCUGAUCAUCAUCCGGAAGUUCGCCGGCGUUCCGGAGCCCGAGUUUCCUGGGCACGUCAUCCUGGAGCAGUACCAGGCCAACGUGGGAGCCGCCCUCAGACCUGCCUUCAGUCCUGAUACGCCACCUGACGUAACAGCCAAGGCUUGCCAGGUGUGCAGCGCCUGGAUCGCCAGCGGGGUGGUCAGUGACCUGGGAGACCUGCGCAGGGUGCAGCAGCUCCUGGCCUCCUCUCUGGUCAAGGUGCAGGCCGGGAAGGAGGUGCACAGCCAGCUGUACAAUGAGAGCACAUCCACCAUGGAGACCCUGGCCGUGCUCAAGGCCUGGGCAGAGGUGUACAUCGUGGCCGUGGAGAGCCCCAAGCAGAGCGACAGUCCCCUGAAGCCGCCGAGGGCGGCCGGCUCCUCGGAUGACCCGGGCAGCUCCUCAGUGGACGGGCUGCUGCGGUUGGUGCAGGCCGACCUGGCCACUCUGAGCCGGCUGUGGCUGGCCGCGCUGCAGGACUACGCCCUGCUCACUCUGCCCCAGGAGUACGCCUCUCAGCUCCCUGCCGGAGGUGGCGCGUUUUACACUGCAGAAACAGUAGAGCACGCCAGGCCCCAUUACUGCAGCUCCUGGGCUCCCAUUCUUCAUGCUACUGCACUCUGGCUCAGCAGCACGGGGUUCAUCGUGGUGGACGAAGGGCCAGCCAACCUGUCCAGGCCCGUCACCCCGACCUCCAUGGGUCAGUCCACUUCACUGGCCAGCGUCAAGUCUCCGGAGGACGUCAACACUGACCGCUUCCACCUCAUCUUAGGGAUCAGCGUGGAGUUCCUGUGCUCGCCUCGGUCGGACACGCAGAUGGAGAGCAUCUCCUCCUGUCUACACGCCCUGCAGUCUUUGCUGGACGUCCCUUGGCCGAGAUCUAAAAUUGGAAACGAUCAGGCCCUCAGCGUGGAGCUGCUCAGCGUGCUGCACCGCCUGGUCCUGACCCGCGAGUCCCCCGCCGUGCAGCUGGCCGUGCUCCAGCUGGCCCGCCAGGUGGUGUGCGCUGCCCAGGAGCACGUCAAGGAGAAGCGGCACAGCGCGGAGGUUGACGAUGGUGCCGCAGAGAAGGAGACGCUCCCGGAGUUCGGGGAGGGCAGAGACACAGGGGGCCUGGUGCCAGGGAAGUCCCUGGUGUUCGCCACGCUGGAGCUCUGCCUGUGCAUCCUGGUGAGGCAGCUCCCACAGCUCAACCCGAAGCUGGCUGGCAGCCCUGUGGGGCAGGGAGGCCAGCCCCAGCCCCUUACCGAGAACGACUGCAAGCUGGUCUCUGCUGCCCUGGGCAUCCUUUCUGACCUGCCUUCCAUCUGCUCCCCUGAAGGCAGCGUGUCGAUCCUCCCCACGGUGCUGUUCCUGAUCACCGGCGUGCUGCGCGAGGCCGUGCUGCGGGGGCAGGGCAGCCCGCUGGCCCUGGUGGUCCCGGUGGCCCUGCAGGCGCUCCGGGCGGUGGUCUCGUCCCCCAUGGCCCGCACCGAGAAGAGCCACGCCGCCUGGACCGGCCUGCUGCGCUGCGCUCUGGCCACGCUGCUCGACCUGUGGGACGCCGGCGAGUCUCACCCAGAGGUGGACGAGGUCAGUCUCCUCACAGCACUGACAAUUUUCCUGCUGUCCGCUAGCCCGGAGGUCACCACCGCGCCCUGCCUUCAGACCCGCUGCAUCGCCAAGUUCAGAAGAAGCCUGGAGACGCAGGAUCCUGUGGUUUUGACGAAGAGCUGCCAGCUGCUGCAGACCGUGUUCCAGAGCCCCAGCCCGGUGGUGGCGAUACCCUUCAUCCAGGCGCUGGGCCCGGCCAUCGUGGGGCGGCUGCGGGAGGUGGAGAAGAGGAUGCCCCAGAGCGUGGCCGAGCUGCAGGCCGCGCAGGAGGGGGUGCGGGCCCUGGAGGCGCUGGUGUCCGUGGCUGACGAGGAGUGCCGCUCCCAGCUGGUGGCAGUCUUGCUGCCCAUUCUGAUCUCAUUCCUGCUGGAUGAGAACGCGCUGGCCUCCGCGCAGCUCCCCGCGCGCAACCUGCACGAGUUUGCCCUCCAGGACCUGAUGCGGCUCGGCCCCCAGUACUCCGCGGUCUUCAGGUCCCUCAUGGCCAGCUCCCCGCCCAUGAAGGCGCGGCUGGAGGCCGCCGUCAAGGGCAAUCAGGAGAGCAUCAAGGCCAAGACCGCUGCCCGAGAGCCCAGACCCCCUGGGAAGAACUCUCCCAGCAUCCAGCUCAAGACCAACUUCCUGUGACGCCAGUGUGGCCUUGAAAAGAUCCACUGGGGAUGUGCACUCGCUUACUGUAGAACGUCUCACACUGUAACUCUCAAUUAACACUCGAGGCACGCGGAGUCAGUGAGCAUUUCUUUACUGUUAGUUCGCCAAAAAAAAAAAAGAGAUUUUUAUUUUUAUUGAUUAUUUUUUUAAUCUUAAGUAGUGAUUAGGCUUGAUUCAGAUUUUAUUGGAAGUGUUUGAAAGCUCUUGGAGGAAGUGGAAGAAGGAGUGGUAUGAGGAUGAUACAGAAUGGGAACUGGUCUCUGCAAAGACCUUUAUCCACUUAAAGAGCUAAAAUGGAUCAGGUAGCCCAAAUGUACUACCUUGUCUCCCUGGGGAGGCACUGUGAGGGCUUGGGGAGGAGCUCAGGUAGUCUGUUCCUAGGCAAAGAGAGAAAUCUUACGCCUUUAGCCUACUGCAAAGAAGCAGAAGUGGGUGCAUUUCCAGAGACGCAUAAUUAACAAAGUCUUUCACCAACUUUUCCUCCAGAUGAAAAAUUGAACCCAGUGUCAGUAUUGGUACAGUAUCAAACCUGAGGAAUACUAGGAGCCUGACGGCAGUUAUUUGCACUUCAGUCAGAAGGGAGGAAAAAAAAGCUUGUUUUGUAUUACUAAAUGCAGCAGGAUGUAGUGACUUCUCCAAGGUACUAAAUAUUGUGAGUUUUAGUAUUGUUAAUCUUAAAAUUAAGGUGGACCAGCUAAUGGUAAACUCCAGUUCCUUUUAGAAACAAUAGUUUCACAAAUAGGAGCUAUCUAAUAUAAUAAAUAGCAAAUAUAAGGGUUAUUGCCAGAAAUUGCUUGAUAACUUAAAAGCUUUCAGGUGAACCUGUAUUUUCUGGGCCUGGCAAACAAAUCCAGUUCACUUUCAGUGUCAAGACAAAACAUUUUUUUGUUCAUUUCCUAAAUGGCAAAGUAGGGUAAUUGCUAAUGAUUAAAAUGUGCUCUUAGAUACGUAAAAAACUGCACAACAGACAAAUAAAAUCUGCUGAACAGUUUGGUACCUUGUUCGUCCUUUUGCAGUAUUUAAGUCCAUUAAAGCAUAAUGCAUGCUUUUAUACAACCUGAUUUGCUCUUACAGUAUUAACUGAAAUAGUAAUGAAAAUAUGGGCCAUUUUAUGAAAAUGUAGUAAACCUUUAUUUUGUCAAGAGGAGUAUUGUAAUAAAUUUGAGUAUUUUUUUCCAGCAUGGCAUUCACUCCAGCAGUGACACAUAAUAAUGUAACAGCAAGCUAAAUAAUUGUACACAAAGUGGCUGAGAGAGUAUACAUCUUCCAGCUGGAUUAUCUUGAUUCUCUUACGUUUCAUUUUACAAUUUAGAAUUGUGAGAAAAAUGCCCUAUAGCACGAAAAUACUAAUUUGUGUUUCUGAGCUCUUUUCCACUGUUGCUGUAUUAAUGGCUUGGAAAGCAAAAGAAGUUAAUAAAUGUGAUUCUACUAAAUUUCAUUUAAACUGACAACCUUCAAAAUAUAUUACAGAUAAACUGGUAGAGAUCUGUUUUUUUUUCUGUCCACUGAGGUAACUAAUUCAGAAUUGUGAUUGGUAUCAUGGAUUUUUAAUUUCUCUUGCAAUGUCAUUACAGCAAUGUUUAGUUAAAUAUAAAGAUGAUUCAGAAGGUAUUUGGUAAAACAGCAAGUGGAUUUUGUUUUCUAAUAUUAAAACCCACUGAAGUGUGGAGGAUUGGAGAAGUAAUAAGUGUGGAUCAAAUAGAUUCCUGGUAUUAAUCCCCUAUUUUCCAAACUCCUGAAGCACUUUUAUCAUGACAAAUUGUGUGUAACAUACUUUAUUAAUUGCAUCAUAAAACAGUAUUUUGUACAUAACAUUGUAAAUUGUACAGACUUAACAAUUUGACUUAAAUCCUAACAAUUUUUUCUAAUGUACUUAAAAUAAAGCCUAAUUUUUCUCUUAA
Molecule: messenger RNA, 8379 nt
Organism: Lepisosteus oculatus (spotted gar)
Lineage: Eukaryota; Metazoa; Chordata; Actinopteri; Semionotiformes; Lepisosteidae
Source: RefSeq, a predicted model, not a curated record